UAGCAUCAACAAUGAGGUCUAAAAUCGUGUGAGCUAUUGUCAUAAUUCUCGAACGUGUCAAUCAGAAUGGAGAUUGACAGCAUCGUAAUAAGAGACCUACCAUUGAACUAUUUCAAAACUCCAAGGUAACUGCAAAUUGGGCUGCAUGAUUUGAUUACGAUUUGAAAGUUUUCACAAGGAAUAAAAGAAAGGCUGGAAGAUAUCUUCGCCCAGUUGACCAACGCACACGUCGGAGUAUAGGAAGAACAAACGUCAACCAUUUUAACCAUUUGAAAAAAUUCUUAAAAAACCCGAAUCUUUACUAGGCCAACACAUGUAUCAAACUAGCGGAUCUUACAUGUCCCAUAGCAAGCUCCAAUCUCCGUUGACUAUCCAAUGGUUGAAUGAGAACUACGAGGUAGCGGAUGGCGUCAGUUUACCUAGGAGUGCUUUGUACUCGCAUUAUCUGGAYUUUUGUGAAAAGAACAAUCUUACUCCUGUCAAUGCUGCUAGCUUUGGAAAGAUCAUUCGCAACACAUUUCCAAACCUAAAAACUCGAAGACUUGGCACAAGAGGACAAUCCAAGUAUCAUUAUUAUGGAAUCACGAUCAAGGCCACUUCGCCAUAUCAUGAUACAGUGUGCAACGCGGCAAGGCAAAGCAGCACAGGGUUCAGUCAGACUUACAGUAAAGCUGAAGCCGAUGAAAGAACGACCAGUCACACCAUCACCAAGACAACACACGGGUCCAACUCCAGUCUGAUGGUGGCGCCUGGAGGAACGCUAUUGCCAAACUUUCCGGAUGUUACAGUUCUCAAGCUACCUGUUGAUGUAUCACGUGAGAAGGUGAAGACUUUCCUCAUCAUGUACCGAGCACAUUGCCAGCGAAUCCUCGAUACCAUUCUCAGAGCAAACUUCGGAGAGGUGCAGAACUUUUUGAUUCACUUCUGGCAAGGAAUGCCGAGUCAUAUGCUCGAGGUGUUGGGGUGCAGUGAUGUGGUGAAUCUUAUUGGCAUCUGCGAUACGAUUCUUUAUAAGGCCAUCAGUGGAGUUCUCAUUCCAGGGACACUUCAGCCUCUACCUGCGAGUCUUACACAAGCGAUCCGUCACUUUGCAAAGCAGCUUGGCCAGUGGCUGGAAGAAUCCCUUGCGCACUUGCCUCAGCCCUUACAGCAAAAGAAAAUUAAAGUUGCUAAAAGUUUUGCCCAUUCGUUGAGAAGACAGACAUCGCUGACACAUCUAGCGCAGGCAGCCCGUACCGUGCUUCAUAGUUCUGAUCCGGUCAUCCAAAUGCUUGCCGACUGGGGUCAGAUUGACUUCGAAGGCAUUGCCCGUCAAGCCAUGUGGACAUUCAGUCAAGACUCGGAGGAAGACUAUGUCAUGAUCAAAGAAAUACACGCCGAGUUCACCCAGUUAUUAGACCAGCAGGCAACUAUCGAUCAGUAUGCAGAUUGGGCUUCAUCGUUGGUGGAUCGAUUUGUGACAAAGAAAGUCAGCAAGGAAGGACAGACUUUCCAAAAAUGCGCCCAAGAUUUCCUGCUCAAAUGGUCUUUCUUUAGCAUAAGAAUUGUGCGUGAACUCACUCUACACAGUGCCCACAGCUUUGGAUCAUUCCACUUGCUUCAUAUGCUUCUUGAAGACUAUAUUUUGUACACCGUCGAGAACCAAAGCAACCAGGAAGACGGUUCUGUAAUGCCAUUCAAAAGCUCUGUUCCUGAUGUUCCUCUGUUUGAUGGAGAAGAGACUAUGGACAUCGACAGAGAACCAUGUGUCAAGUAUACCAAAUCGAGACGAGUCUCAUCCAGCUCCACAAAUGGGAUGUUGAGCCCGCGAGACAUUCCUCGAGUAUCCAUCUCCGUCCCAACUCUGAGGUCCCCAGUAUAYAGAGACGUGUCCCCACACCCCAUGGGCUCCCCUACCAAUAACGUCAACAAAAUGACCACCUCUGACCAAGGCCACUUUGUCUACCCACCCACCCCAGAAGUGAGCCCGCGAUAUCCUUAUGGUUCAUCACAGAAUUCAAACAACCAGCUGUCACCUAUUAGCCAAUCAGUGAACAGCUACAACCAAAUGCAUUCUUCGUCAGUUGGGAGCGAGAGUAAUAUAAUAGCCAACAACUAUGAAAUACCCAGAGGGUAUACCGGUAUUGACCGAUACUCAAGCCACGAUGCUGGGAGCUUCUUGUCACCGCGCUCGAAGAGCACCAUGGGAAAUAGCGGGUAUGGGAUCUCAACCAGCUCAAGCAAUAUGCCCUACGAAUAUCAUCGCAGCUUUUCGCCGAUGGUUAUGGACCACGUCAAACAUUAUUCACAGUACCCCCUCCCGGAACGAAACUAUCCAUCAGGCUACAUGUUCAGCCCUAGUGUCAUGACGGCUUCCAAUUCCGUCUAUCCUCUCCAGUCCAGUAGCAGCAGUACGAAUGAACGCUAUUAUCCAGACGUAUUGGAGGAGUUUGUCGACAUGCAGGCCGCAAUGCAUCAUGGUCUGCCAAGUCGACCGGUACGAGGGGAUUACAGUUACUCUCCAGCAAUAUUAACCAACUAGUUAGAUAAUCUUUUCAAGCAACAAAUACAGUAGAUGUUUAUAAUCAAAUUGGGUUUAAACUUAAGAAGUUGUUAUUUAAGAAGUGUUUAAUUGAAAUCUACUCAAAAUAUUUAUGGGUGGAUGAGCUUUCGUAAUUAUUUUCCAAAAACUACUGGAGUUCCUCAAGGUUCAUUUUUGGUCCCCAAAAACCAGUAAUUAAUACUACCAUACUACCACUAGUAGUAUACAAUAAACUAAAACAUGAUAUUCGAAUGUAAAAACAGCAAAACAGUAGUCACAAAAAGGUGAAUUUUCAAUAAUCAAUAGCUUUUUUUCACCUAAUUUUUCAAAAACUUUUCAAAGAUAUUACAAAAUACUCUUUAAAAUUGGAACCUGGAAGAUAAUUUAUUUUGCAUCUGAGCAUUUUAAGUUCUUAUUACAUUCAUACUACCGUAGACCAAUGGGAAAAAAGUUUGCCAGGGUAGGAAUAUCAGUAUAAACCUGUACACAUACGCGCCAUGUACAUAUCGUUUUAUUAAACUUACUAUCAGGGGAAAUAAAAAAUCUUCAUUUGCCGAAAUAAAGGGGCCUUAAAAUUCAUCAUAACAUUGUAAAUAACGCAAAAUAGUUAGAUUUAGAUUUUUAAAU
This is a messenger RNA of Actinia tenebrosa (Australian red waratah sea anemone), 3148 nucleotides long. Its product is annotated as regulatory factor X 4. Gene Ontology annotation, molecular function: RNA polymerase II cis-regulatory region sequence-specific DNA binding; DNA-binding transcription factor activity, RNA polymerase II-specific. NCBI's taxonomy places the organism in Eukaryota, Metazoa, Cnidaria, Anthozoa, Actiniaria, Actiniidae. Gene Ontology annotation, biological process: regulation of transcription by RNA polymerase II. The record is from RefSeq and is a predicted model, not a curated record.